AAUUUAUCGAAACAACACGUGUGUGUGCGUUGAUAGAAUUUAUGUCUUUUUUGUGACUGCAACGAGUGAGUCGUUGCUUGAUUUUUGCGAGAAAUAAAGAGAAAAAGGGUUGUGAAAGAAAAAAAUGGCUGAACUAAUUAAAACAGCGGAUGCUAUUGUCAAUGAGUACCUUAAGACUAAGGACAGAAACCUGGCAAAAGUGUUUGAGCAGAAAGUAAAAGCGCAAGCUGUGGCCAAGAGUACACCCAGGCUGAUAGAUAUCUUAGCUUUCUACCAAAGCAAAACACGAAAGAUUCCACUUGCAGCAAAGCAAAACUCGGACAGUGACAGUGACAGCGAUGUGAAAAAGCAAAAUGAGAAGCCGAUAGUGACUAUCCCCACAAAUGGGAAAAACGAUGAUUCUUCGUCGAGUGAAGAUGAUUCGGAAGAUGAGGAGCCGAAUGCAGAAGCUGUAAAGUCACCAGUAAAGGCAUCUCCAGCGAAGAAGGCAGCUGAAUCCUCCAGCGGGGACAGCUCCGAUGAGGAACCAGCAAAGCAGCCAGCUAAGAAGCCAGCUGCGGCGGCUGUUGCAGUGAAGCCUUCGUAUACUAGCAGUGAUGAUGAAGAAGAGAAGCCAACUAAGGCUGUCGGCGCUGCAAAAGGAAAAACCACUCCUACCGCCAAAAAAGCUGCGUCUUCAAGCAGCGAUGACUCGUCCGAUGAGGAGCCAGCUAAGACCGCAAAGCCAGCCGCAAAGCCAGCCCCAAAGCCAGCCGCAACGCCAGCUUCCAAAAAGGCAGCCGAAUCCAGCAGCGAUGAUAGCUCAAGUGAGGAAGAACCUCCGAAAAAGGCACAAGCUGCAGCUAAGCCGGCAGCUAAAAAGGCUGAUUCCAGUAGCGAUGACAGCAGCGAUUCAGAGGGGGAGCAAAAGAAAGAAGCUGCCAAGCCAGCGGCAAAGCCAACCCCUGCCAAGAAGGACGACAGCAGCGACGAUUCCUCUGAUGAGGAGGCACCGGCCAAGAAAUCAGCACCCACUAAGGCAGCGCCGGCCCAAAAAGCUGCAGCUUCCUCUAGUUCUGAUUCCUCAUCCGAGGAUGAGAAACCGGCCCAGAAAACAGCGGUGAAACCGCCCGGAACACCUGGUAAGAAGCCAGCAGCCAAGUCUGAAUCUGAGGACUCGUCCGAGGACAGCAGCUCCGAGGAUGAAAGCGCUGCAGUCAAACCAGCUGUCAAAAAGGGCGCUGCCCCAGCCAAGAAGGAAGAAUCCUCAUCUGAGGAAGAUUCUGAUGAGGAGGAGGAGGCCAAACCUGCAGCCAAGCCUACAGCUAAGCCAGCGGCUAAAAAGGAUGACAGCUCUGACAGCUCCUCGUCCGAUGAAGAUGAGCCGCCAGCAAAGAAGAAACCUAUGCCGGCCAAAAAGAAGGACAGCAGCGAUAGCGACAGCGACAGCAGCGAAGAGUCUGGCGAAGUGAAGCCCAAGAAACAAGAACAAGCUGUGACCAAUGGGGCCGCAGGCAAGAAACGCAAGUUCAGCGGCGGCGAUGCAGACGAGGCAACACCUAACAAGAAAUACAACAAUUUCGUCAAGUCAGGUGAACAUCAGCAUCAGCAGCCGCAGCAGCAGCAGCAGAAGCAUAAUGGCUUCACCUCCACGCCCAACAAUACAAAGAACAAGAACAAUCCGUUUAACAACAGCAGCGGGGGCAAACGUCGCCCAUCGCCUUUCCGGCGUGUCCGCACCGAAGAGGUGAUCGUAGAUUCGCGCGUGCAGGACAUGUCCUUUGAGGCGAAGAAUGACGGUGGCUUCAAGAAGUUCAAUAAUGGACAACGUGGACGUGGCGGCUCUGGUUUUGCCGGCCGUCCGGAUCGUAGCAAGUGGGAGAGCAACAAUCAAAAUGGAGAGGAAGACGGAGAAGGCGGUGGUCAUCGUAAGAGCUUUGGAGGCUUUGAGCGCAAGUCAUUUGAUGGACAGCGCGGUGGUAACCGUGGCGGUGGCUUCAAUCGCAGCGGUGGAGGCGAUCGCGGUGGUCGUGGCGGCUUCAAACGAGGCGGCGGCGGCGGCGAUCGUGGUGGACGUGGUGGCUUCGGCCGUGGUGGUGGUGGCGGCUUCAACCGUGGCGGCGGCGGCGGUGGCGGCGAUCGUGGUGGACGCGGUGGAUUCGGUCGUGGUGGUGGGGGACGUGGCGGCGGUGGCGGCUUUGGCAACAAGUCCUUCGAUUCGGGGACAAAACAAAAUAAGAAAAUAACCUUCGAUAAUUAACAUAGUAAUGUAGUUUAGUGAUUAAUGCCACCAACCGACACGAGGGAAUCAAGCCCCAAAUGAAAUAACUUUAUAUAGAUGGACCGAUCAAGUGUGGAAAAUUUUUCCACAAUUCCGGGACAAUUCAAGCAAAAUCAGAGUAUUUCUUUUUAAUGAAAUAGACACAAACACACAUGCAAAUACACACAUACAGACAAGCACAUGCCGAACAUAAUAUAUGUAUAUUGUAUACAAUAUAUUGUAAUAAACAUUUUUAUGUAAAAUACAUAUUUAUAUAUGUAUAAAUAAUUAUAGAAAAACGCUGCCGGCUCUUGGGGGGAGCGCGCCAACAAGGAUCUAAAAUUCACACGUGGCAAAUCCUUCAAGCACGAGAAGACCAAGAAGAAGCGCGGCAGCUAUCGGGGCGGUCAGAUUGACACGGGCGUUAAUUCAAUAAAAUUCGACUAGUUUUAUGUUACCACAUAACAUAUAUACAUAUAUAUAUUUUAAUACAUUUAUAUAUACAUUAUAUAAUAUCUUAAACAUUAGUCUGUAAAAAAAAACCAAACCAACCCAUCAAACAGAACUUCAAUUAUAGUUAUAUCGUCAAGUUUUAAAUAUGUUUAGCUUUACUUUAAUAUUUGCACUUGACUAUUGUUCUAUGAACCUACGUUCAGUAAACCAAUACGAAAUGUGUUUCAUAUAAUCCCCCCAUUGAAUUUGUAAAGCAAAAUCAUUGUUUUACUUUGUAAAUUUGAUAAAAAAAGAAAAAAAUUUCCUUUGGUUUACUGAACGCAUUCGUGCAUAGAGAAACCACACACAUUGAACUUAAAUUAAAACUAAGUUAAAAGGUUUGAUGCUUCGAAGCCUUUAUUUGUAACAACUUAAGUCACACCAAUUAAUCAACACACAAUUUAGUUUUUAUGACCGACCAAGUGAGUUCUUUGUAAUAAAUGUAUGAAACACA
Messenger RNA from Drosophila mojavensis, 3185 nucleotides. RefSeq names its product nucleolar protein dao-5. Gene Ontology annotation, cellular component: nucleolus; nucleoplasm. The transcript has 4 exons. The coding region runs from base 125 to 2239 and encodes 704 amino acids. The record is from RefSeq and is a predicted model, not a curated record. Lineage: Eukaryota; Metazoa; Arthropoda; Insecta; Diptera; Drosophilidae.